This is a messenger RNA of Theobroma umbraticum, 2657 nucleotides long. RefSeq names its product cytokinin oxidase 5 (gene CKX5). Gene Ontology annotation, molecular function: cytokinin dehydrogenase activity; FAD binding. Gene Ontology annotation, biological process: cytokinin metabolic process. The record is from RefSeq and is a predicted model, not a curated record. Lineage: Eukaryota; Viridiplantae; Streptophyta; Magnoliopsida; Malvales; Malvaceae.
AAGAGGAUCAGCGACAUAAUAGUCAGACUUAGACUUGUGUUUCUCCAUACACGCAGAAGCCCUUUUUUUUAACUUUCUUUCUCCUCUUGAAGUUCCUCGGUGCCUUCGUUCACUUCUCUUUUGCUUAGUCUUUAGUUUACCCACCAUUUUUAUCUCUAUGCACAACGUGAAAGAGAAAAGAGAGGAAUCUGUGCAUGUUGAUUGUUGGCGUAGUAAAUCUUUAAAGUGCUAUCCGGGCUUACGUUAACGCUGCCACCCAAGAUUUUGUUCCUUUUUCAACGCUCUCCGACGGUGUCCCUCACCCCUUUUUACUACCUUUCUUUUCUUUCUAUAUAUUCAUUGUCGUUGCUCCACACACCCUCCAAGCGAAAAGACGAUAUCCAAAGAAACCAUUUCUUGCGCAGCAAAACAAGGGCCCGUGUAAAAGAAAAGACGGCCAUUCUUCUUUGAUAUGGCAACUAAGCUUCUUUUAACGUUUGCUAUUUGUAGAUUGAUUGUUACUGUGGGGUUGACCUUGGACCCCACAGAGCUUCUCCGCCUCGGAGUUGACGGUCACCUCAGCGUUGACCCCUCCGACGUGGAAACGGCUUCCCUCGAUUUCGGCUUACUCAUCCGAAGUGAGCCGCUCGCCGUCUUGCACCCAGCUUCGGCCCGGGACGUAGCGAAACUUGUCAAAGUUGCCUACGGGUCAAAUCACGGGUUCACCGUGUCGGCUAGGGGACAUGGGCAUUCCAUAAACGGACAGGCUCAGACCACGAACGGGGUGGUGAUUCAGAUGAGUGGGUCGAGAGGGGGCGGGGGGAUGGCGUCAGGGAAGCUACCUCGGCCUCGAGUUUGGGCUCGAGAGAGUUACGUGGACGUGUGGGGUGGGGAGCUUUGGAUAGAUGUGUUGAGGAGUACCCUAGAGUAUGGACUCGCACCCAAGUCAUGGACCGAUUACUUGUACCUCUCUGUUGGUGGGACUUUGUCUAAUGCUGGAAUUAGUGGCCAAGCUUUCAAUCAUGGUCCACAAAUUAGCAAUGUCUACGAGCUUGACGUUGUUACAGGGAAAGGUCAGCUCUUGACAUGCUCAGAAGAACAAAACCCAGAGCUGUUUCAGGCUGUUCUUGGCGGUUUAGGACAAUUUGGAAUCAUCACGAGAGCUAGAAUUUCUCUCGAGCCUGCUCCACAAAGGGUGAGGUGGAUCAGGGUACUGUACUCCAAUUUCUCGGCUUUUACCAGGGACCAAGAAUACCUCAUUUCUCUGCAUGGAAAACCAACCAGCCAAAAAUUCGACUAUAUUGAAGGGUUCGUCAUUGUAGAUGAAGGCCUCAUCAACAAUUGGAGGUCUUCCUUCUUUUCCCCUCGUAACCCUGUCAAAAUUUCCUCCCUCAGGGCUAAUGGAGGCGUGCUCUAUUGCCUGGAAAUCACCAAGAACUACCAUGAAACUACCGCUGAUACCAUCGAUCAGGAAGUAGAGUCUUUGUUGAAGAAAUUAAACUUUAUACCGACAUCAGUCUUUACAACUGAUCUGCUCUAUGUGGAUUUCCUAGACCGGGUCCACAAGGCCGAGUUGAAGCUCCGGUCCAAGGGUUUGUGGGAGGUUCCACACCCAUGGCUGAACCUUUUUGUCCCCAAAUCAAAGAUUGCUGACUUCGAUAAGGGGGUCUUCAAGGGCAUUUUGGGUAAUAAAACCAGUGGGCCAAUUCUCAUCUACCCAAUGAACAAAAACAAAUGGGACCAUAGGAGCUCCGUGGUGACGCCCGAUGAGGAUGUGUUUUACCUGGUGGCAUUGCUAAGAUCAGCCUUGGAUAAUGGGGAGCAGACCCGGAGCUUGGAGUACCUUACCGAUCAGAACCGUCGGAUUCUCAGAUUCUGUGAUGACGCCGGGAUCAAGGUGAAGCAGUAUCUACCUCAUUACACUACGCAAGAGGAGUGGAAGGACCACUUUGGCGAUAAGUGGGAUCGGUUCCAUCAAAUGAAAAUGGAAUUUGACCCAAGGCACAUUUUGGCCUCAGGCCAACAGAUUUUCAGACCCACCUUCCCUUCCUCUUCUUCGAAUAUGGCUUCAUGGUGAUGACAACUGAUACAAAACAAAAACUAGUAACGACAUUAACGUACUAGUGACUUUUGGAAUAUUCAUGUUCUUGUUGUACAUAAAAAUGGGCAUAUGGGCUAAGGGACAAGAAGGGAAAUGGAUGAUUCUCGGUUAACCCAUACUGGCAAGAGGGUUGGAUUGGACUGGGGAGGCUUAGGUGUUGUGAUUAGGAAGGAAGGGUGUAUUUGCCCGCUGUGGUGCAGUUUGAGGAGUUGUUUUCUGUGGGGAAGAACUGAUACCAGACGGUGGAAAGAGGAGGAUUGAUUUGGGAGGAGGUGGGGGGGCCUAUGAUCUUGCAGUGCACAUGUGAUGUUAUAGUAAUUGCAGUGCUCGUGAUCCGGACCGCCCCAACUGAUUGCCUUGUGGAUCUUGUCUGCCGUUUCUUGGCACAGCUGGUUCCAGUUCCAUCCAGCGUGGAUUGGCGAUUUGCUGUUUUUACCCCUUUUUUUUUGGACAUGUAAUUAUCGUAAGUAGUAGUUUGUAAAAAAAAAUGCACGUUGAUUAGUUUCAGAUGACAUAGACUACAGAGUAGAAGAUCUGCAAGCAUCUUUGUUUUGGGAUAUCCCAUGUUUUUCCUAUA